GCCCCCUCGCAUGUUCAACACAGCACAAUGUACUGGUGCACAUUAUUAAGGAAUUAUUUUUUUCAUCCUCCUAUUGAUUCUCCACUUUAAGCAUCUUUCAUCUCCACCCUUUGACAGUAUGUUGAGCUGCAACAGACCUUGCUCGUCAUCUUGUCUACUCGUAAGAGCACAUUUUGCUGAUGCGGUAAUGUCUGGAAAUGGCAGGGGUUCGCUUAUUGCCCCUUAAUGUAUCUCCCCCCUGAGUUGCAGCAUUAGAGUUCCUCGUGCAGUGGGCUGUAAGCUAUUCUAGCCGCACUUGCCGCUGCACUAUACCAGACUGGACGUUGCGGCUUCAGCAUUCUUUUACAUUGCAGCGUCCAGCCUUCGUCAAUAUGACUUUUUUGCUUAUUGCGGGAUGCAAAGAGUUUGAUUUUAAGUAUUUUGAAAUUUAAUUUAUUUUAGUUUCUGAAAAAUAACUCGUGGAAGGACACGAACAUGCCAUGAACUUCAACCAGGAUUACAGGCACUCAGAGAAGCACGACUCCGAAGAGAUGUAAAGUGUCCAUGUACCCUAUAGAUAUCCAUACACAGGAGAAAGGGAGCAUCAGCGUUGGAUGAGUGCACCAACGGACGCAUUCCAGCAGUAUCCCUAAAGAUCAAGCGGAGUGUUCCUCCCACGCCGACCUGCAGGAUGACCGUAGUGCCCGGAGAUAACAUGGAUGAGACCUCAGCUGUGCCCGGCCACCCUCAGGACACCUAUCCCCCGGACCACGAUGACCACGAAUGCUGUGAGAGGGUGGUCAUCAACAUAGCGGGUCUGCGCUUCGAGACCCAACUUAAAACUCUCUCACAGUUCCCUGAGACGCUGUUAGGUAAUCCCAAGAAGAGGAUGCGCUACUUUGAUCCCCUGAGAAAUGAGUACUUCUUCGACAGGAACCGUCCUAGUUUCGACGCAAUACUCUACUACUAUCAGUCCGGAGGCAGGCUGCGGAGGCCGGUGAACGUACCCUUGGAUAUGUUCUCAGAGGAAAUUAAGUUUUACGAACUGGGGGUCGACGCUAUGGAGAGAUUUCGCGAGGAUGAAGGCUUUAUACGGGAGGAGGAGCGCCCUUUGCCAGAAAAGGAGUUUCAGCGACAGAUCUGGCUACUUUUUGAGCACCCCGAGAGUUCAGGGCCGGCCAGGGGGAUUGCUAUUGUGUCUGUGAUGGUCAUUUUGAUCUCCAUUGUCAUAUUUUGUUUGGAGACUUUACCUGAACUGAAAGAAGACCCAAGGGGUCGCAUGGAAACUGUGGGCAACACCACUUUCUAUUACAAACCAAACAUCUUGACCGACCCGUUCUUCAUUGUGGAGACGUUGUGCAUCAUAUGGUUCUCGUUUGAACUGAUAGUGCGCUUCUUUGCCUGUCCGAGCAAGGCGGCUUUCUUCAAGAAUAUGAUGAACACUAUCGAUAUAGUGGCCAUCAUUCCAUACUUCAUAACACUGGGCACAGAGCUGGCCGAUGAUCCUGAAAAUCACGACGGAAAGGGUGAACAGGCGACAUCAUUGGCCAUACUCAGGGUGAUACGUCUGGUGAGAGUGUUUAGGAUCUUCAAGCUGUCAAGGCAUUCAAAAGGGCUGCAGAUAUUGGGACAAACCCUUAAGGCCAGUAUGAGGGAGCUCGGAUUGCUCAUCUUUUUCUUGUUCAUCGGAGUCAUCCUGUUCUCCAGCGCAGUGUACUUUGCAGAGGCCGAAGAAGCGGAAUCGCACUUCUCAAGCAUACCGGACGCUUUCUGGUGGGCCGUGGUUUCCAUGACCACAGUCGGCUAUGGGGACAUGGUUCCAGUGACCAUAGGUGGCAAGAUCGUCGGUUCCCUAUGCGCCAUUGCAGGUGUGCUGACAAUUGCGCUUCCGGUACCUGUCAUCGUAUCCAACUUCAACUACUUCUAUCACAGGGAGACAGAGGGAGAGGAGCAGGCUCAACUCCUCAAUGUUAGCAAUCCAAACAUUGCUUCAGACACCUCCAGUCGCCGUAGCUCCUCGACUGUAAGCAAAUCAGAAUACAUGGAAAUUGACGGUGACAUAAACAACAGUAUCGACAAUUUUAGGGAAGCCAACCUGAGAACUGGCAACUGCACAAUCACUAAUCAAAACUGUGUGAACAACACCAAGCUCCUGUCCGAUGUUUAGAAGAAAGCAGGGACUUAAGAAACUGGUGAUCAUACUAAUCACACGAAUGCUUCAUUUACCUCCGUAGAGAGCCCUUUCAAUGCGACUACUAUAGCCUACUCCGCAAAAGAAAGAAAAGAAAAAAAAAACACAAUGAAAAGAAUCAAGCCGUUAGAUAUUCGAAAGUUAGUAGCUGUUAUUAAUUUUCAAAAAAAAAAUACUUCCAGUACAUCAAAAGAACUCCCAGCUAACACACAUAAACGCGCACCAACAGGCAAAAAGUCUGGCACUUACGAGGACCCUUGGUGGUUGUUCUAACCGGCAUCCGCGAAGGGUUGUUUUAAAAUGAUAUGCAUGGAAUACAGAUACCAUUUCAGUAACUUGCACAGUGCAUCCUGGAGAAAAUGCAUCCAAACUACCCUGCCCUGCAGAGGAAGAGGCGCAACGCUCGGCAGGGUCUGAUUGACGACUUCCUGAUAGGUGGUCUCCUUCCAGUAAAGGAUAUACCGACCAGCAAAGCACCUUAUACAGACGUGACUGAAUACCUGCUGGGAUGCUACAGAGGACCAAGUCCUCGACCCAUGAACAUCCGCAAUGCUGCUAUUUUUCAGCAGAUGCUGUAUUAAAAGAUCACCAAGUGAUUCAAUGCCAUGCCCUUUAGAUGCAAGACAGCACAAUGACAAAAGGAGCUUCAUAUUAGCAUGUUCAGAUUCUUAUCAUUUUGAUAAUGGCAUGCUUGGGACAUUAUCUCAUUUAAGAGCUUUUUUUUCUUUUUGGACCUUUCUUCCAUCUUCCCUACCAUCUACUUCCAUGGAAAGUGCACUGGAUCGUUAUGAUUUGAAAUGCUUAUCAUUUAUGAGUAUUUAAGGACUGAAUGUUAAACCUUAAGGGAACAGUAACUCAAUGAGAUCAUAGCAUGUUAGAAAAUAACCUGCAUUAUGGCCUACUCAACUAAGGUACUAUGUAUCCUAGUAUAUUUAAUGCAUGACAUCAAUAUUAUACAGCUUGUUGCAAUUUAGGCACCUCUUAUAGGUGCCCAUGUUACUGUCAGGGAAAAAGGGACAUGGAAUCCCACAUUUUCUGAAAUGUGACAAAAAUAUAUGCAAGCCCAUCUCGGGAAUGCAGACCUCCUUAUUUAAAAAGUAGCCAAUGAAACUGAGGAAAAUAUUAUCAAAAAUGCAUAUACUCAUACUAAGCACCUGUUAAAAUCAGUAUAACGCCAAUAAUACAGUGCAUGGGCCUCUCUCAACAAGUAAAACUAAAUGUAAAUAUAAUUCAUGCUUUCGAUUUUUGCAGUCAAAUUUAGGCCAUUGUGAUGUUCAAAGUAUCUAAAUUACUUGAUUUAUUUAAUAAUGUCAGGAAACAUUGCAAAGAGAACAAGUCAGAAUUAUGAACAUAGGUUGCUAGUGCCUUUGUGCCUCUCAACGACUGGCUAGGUGAAAGUGCCUCAGCGUACGACUGACCGCCAUCAUGACACAAGCGCAGCACAGUGCAGUUUCAGCUGGAGCGCUAAACGGGAGGGAACCAGUUCAGUCACAACAAUGACCUUCUGCCUCCUUUUCAAAGCUUUCACACAAGUGCAAGUGUUACCUCUAAGAAGGGAGACUUUUGCGCUGAGUUGUAAAUGUGUUAAACAAGGCGGAGUAACUAUUUGGGGUGUCCAUGGUGGGCAGGUGAGAUAGUCCAGGUGUUACAGUAUCCUUACACUUGUCUGUUUAAAAGGAGAGUACUGUAUGUGCUCCAUAGAGAUGAGCCCUGAGCAUCGGGUGGGUGCACUCCGAGUUGAGAAGGUGUUCAACAUGACACAUGGUUGUCACGCACAACUUGACCUCUUCAUGUCGUAAUGCACCUGAACUUUGUCUGUGGGGGGGAAAAAAUCAGCGUCGGUCUCAUUGAUUAAGUUAAUGGUGGGUGGGUAAGGGUGGGAUCCCAUUGGGUUGGAAUCUGCCUUGUGGAUGAGUACUUUUGCGUUGCGUUGCGUUGCGUUGCGGGCCAUAAGGAGUCUACCUCAGCGAGGUCCCUGCACAGCUUCCUGUACUGCAGCGCUUGAACAUGCUCUCCAUCUCCCUCUCUACAUCCAUGUGCAAAAUGGCCAGCCAUGUACUGUAUUCCCCCUCACCUGCCCCGAGGAAAGGUCAAGGAGCUCUGAGAGUGAUUCCAUGCCUACUGUACCCCUUCCCCUUAAUGCCCCUUGCCCUUACUGACCCUUCCCCUUAAUGACCCCUCCCCUUAAUGACCCCUGCCCUUUCAGCUGCGCACAAUCAAAAGCAUUGCUUUGCUUUAGUGGUACUGUUGUUCUUCUUAACUCUGAUCAGUGCUAUUAUUCUCAUUUGAUUUGACAUCAGCUGGUUUCUACUACUUAGACAGAAAAGCAAGGACAUGUACAGCUGGUCAGACCUUACUGGACAUGUAUGGCCGCUCAGACACUGAGAUACACAUUUAUUUUCUGCGUUUGAUUUUUAUAGUGCCUGCAAGGAGUAUUGAUGUCUUGCCCCUGAAAGAAUGAAAUGUGUUGACAGCCAUGCUGAAAGUGGGGUAUCUUCUGAUGCAGAAAGGGCUUAAGAAGGCAGACUGUUUUUUAUGCACUUUUUAAAUAUCUAAAACAUGACAGACAAGAUUCUUACCAUUGCUUUUCUGCAACACAGCAGUUUUCUUUUUCUGUGAAAUGUCUGAAUGGGCUGUAAGAUGUCUCUAAGAGUCCUGAGAGUAGCUUCUUACUGACUGUAGUGUUUGCAAUGGUUAAGACAAAACAUACAUUACAAACUGCUACUGGUACUUUUAAAAUAGGUAGAUGUUGUGUGUUGGUGGGAUUGCAGGUUGAAGACAAAUACUUUGUCUACUAUCAGCCAUCAUGACAUCAUCCCUUUGACUUGUUGGCUUUUUUGUUCUGUGCAAUAGCAUUGUAACACAAGUUAUGUCACCACGGUCCAUGAAUGGGCGAUAUAAAUACCCCUUGGUUGUCAGAGUACAUCAACAGGGAAGGCUAGCCAAGAAGCAGGGGUAUGGUGCUGUACAAUAAGACCAUCCAGACGAUGCAUUCUGACAAACAGCAAUAGAGAUGACAUAUCAUUUAGCUGCACUCCCCUAUGACAACAUGAGAAAAACGAGUAAAAAAAAUACAACAGACGUACUGAGCUGGUGGGAAACAUGAGGAUGUGCC
Molecule: messenger RNA, 5285 nt
Organism: Alosa alosa (allis shad)
Lineage: Eukaryota; Metazoa; Chordata; Actinopteri; Clupeiformes; Clupeidae
Gene: kcna1a
Product: potassium voltage-gated channel, shaker-related subfamily, member 1a
Exons: 2
Coding region: 671-2146 (491 amino acids)
Biological process (GO): protein homooligomerization; potassium ion transmembrane transport
Cellular component (GO): voltage-gated potassium channel complex; juxtaparanode region of axon; paranode region of axon
Molecular function (GO): delayed rectifier potassium channel activity; protein binding
Source: RefSeq, a predicted model, not a curated record